Messenger RNA from Micromonas commoda, 1101 nucleotides. RefSeq lists its product with no specific name. The transcript has a single exon. Bases 1 to 1101 code for a protein of 366 amino acids. NCBI's taxonomy places the organism in Eukaryota, Viridiplantae, Chlorophyta, Mamiellophyceae, Mamiellales, Mamiellaceae. The record is from RefSeq and is a predicted model, not a curated record.
AUGCCUCUCGCGGCGCACGCGGGUAUCAGCGUGACGCGCGCGCCGCUCCGCGCGCGCCUCUCCUCGCGCGAGUGCACUCGCACCGUCGCGCGCGCGUUCACCUCGCGACCGAACCGGCUCCGGCGUCGGUCGCCCCUCUCGCUCCGCGCCGGUGCGGCGAGCGAUGAACCGGCGGAGGAGUGGACCAACUCGAACGACGGCUUCGACGAGGGGGAAGCCAUGCGCGGCGCGCUGGACAACCCGCUGUUCAACGACAACUUCAAGAAGGCCUUCCUCGAGGCGCAGGAGCGUCUGGCGGAGGAGCAGGCGCCGAUGAAGGCUCAGAUCAAGGCGGAGGUUGACGAGAUCAUGAAGCAAGUCGAGGCCGAGAGAAAAGUCGAGGAGCUGGAGAGCGCGCUCCCUCUGGAGGAGGAGGAGGAGGUGGCGCAGGAGGUGGCGCAGGAGGUGGCGCAGGUGGAGGCUGAAAAAGCUCGCGAGGAGAUCGCCACCACCUACGCGGACGCCCUGGACAACCCGCUGUUCAACGAUGACUUCAAGAAGGCGUUCAUCGAGGCGCAGGCGCGGUUGGAGGAGGAGCAGGCGCCGAUGCGAGCCAAGAUCAACGCCGAGGUGGAGGAGAUCAUGCGGCAGGUGAACGCGGAGCGGGAAGCCGAGGCGCGCGGGGAAACAUACACGCCGAGCGCGGACGACCCGCUCAGGGCGCUGGACGCGUUCGCGGGUGCGAUGAGCGGCGCGGGCGGCGGCGGCGGCGGCGGCGGCGGCGCGGCGAGAAAACCGCAACCGCCGCCGUCCACGCCCCCGCCCCCGUCGCGAGACGAGAUGGCCGCCGCGGCCGCCGCGGGUCUCGCGGGCGGGGAAGCGCCCGUGGACGUGAGCAUCCUGAACGAGAUGCUCAGCGCGAGCGACGGCCAGCUCGCGUCGCUGCGGACAGCGCUCGCCGGCGUGGAGAAGGCUCUGCGCGCGGAGGCGAUUCAGAACCAACGCAUUCGGCUCGCGAUUGACAAGGCCAAGAAGAUGGCCAGGUACGCGGAGGCUGACCGCAUCGCCGCGGAGAGACGCGCGGAACAGGAGCGCCUCGAGCGCGAGGGCGAAGGCGGGUGA